Molecule: messenger RNA, 1393 nt
Organism: Thalassophryne amazonica
Lineage: Eukaryota; Metazoa; Chordata; Actinopteri; Batrachoidiformes; Batrachoididae
Gene: ppid
Product: peptidylprolyl isomerase D
Exons: 10
Coding region: 90-1202 (370 amino acids)
Biological process (GO): protein peptidyl-prolyl isomerization; protein folding
Molecular function (GO): protein binding; peptidyl-prolyl cis-trans isomerase activity
Source: RefSeq, a predicted model, not a curated record
GCUAACAGAAGAAGAAUUUGUAGUCGAUGUUUCUGGUGGUAUCCACAGAGCCGGUUUAGCUAUAUUAUCAAGAUUCCGAAGUACUAAAUAUGGCUCACCCAACACCGAAUGAAAAGCCUUCAAACUCUGAAAACCCUCGAGUCUUCCUGGAUGUAGAAAUCGAUGGAGAAAAAGUGGGCAGAAUAGUUCUGGAGCUGUUUGCCGAUAUUAUCCCAAAAACUGCUGAAAACUUCAGAGCCCUGUGCACUGGAGAGAAAGGCAUCGGAAAAUCAACUGGAAAACCGCUGCACUUCAAAGGAUGCCCAUUCCACCGAAUCAUCAAAAAGUUCAUGAUCCAAGGAGGUGACUUCUCCAACCAUAACGGCACUGGUGGUGAGAGCAUCUAUGGGGAGAAGUUUGAGGAUGAAAAUUUUCACUACAAGCAUGACAAAGUGGGUCUGCUUAGCAUGGCCAACUCCGGGCCAAACACCAACGGCUCACAGUUCUUCAUCACGACUGUCCCCACACCACACUUGGACGACAAACAUGUGGUCUUUGGACAAGUGCUGAAAGGUAUGGGGGUGGUAAAAAUGCUGGAGGACAUCGAGACUAAAGACGACACCCCAGUUAAGCCGUGCGUCAUAGCAGAAUGCGGCGAGCACAAGGACGGAGACAGUUGGGCCGCUGCACCUAACGACGGGUCAGGGGACACCCAUCCAGACUUCCCUGAAGACUCAGAUAUCGACUUUAAAGAUGUUGACAAAAUUUUAGCUGUAGCUGAGGACUUGAAGAAUAUCGGAAACAACUUUUUUAAAAAUCAAGACUGGAAAUCAGCGAUCAAGAAAUACAGCAAAGCUCUCAGAUACCUGGAGGUGGGAGGAGAGGACCUGGAGGAGGAGGUGCAGAAGAAACUGGAGCCCACGGCCCUCAGCUGCUUUCUCAACACUGCUGCAUGCAAACUGAAGAUGCAACUCUGGCAGGAAGCUCUGGACAGCUGCAACGAGGCUCUCGACUUGGACCAGACCAACACGAAGGCACUAUUCCGGAAGGCUCAGGCUUGGCAGGGUUUAAAGGAAUAUAGCAAAGCCAUGACUGAUUUGAAGAAAGCUCAAGAAGUAGCUCCAGAAGACAAAGUCAUCAGCAAUGAGAUGAAGAGAGUCCAACUUAAAAUUCAGGAAGAGAAGGAGAAAGAGAAGAAAAUCUAUGCCAAAAUGUUUGCAUGAACCUCUCGUCAUCUCUGCUGGAGUAUUUGUUUUUUUUUUUUUCUCCUUUUUUCCUCCGAGAUACAGACCAUGUGAGCAGGUAACCUCUCACUUGGUUUCUCAUGAAUUACUGUUAUGUCUGCACUCUGGAACUGUAACAUGAGUUUGAUUUCUUGCUCUGAACUUUCACUGUGCAGCAGCUCAGUCAGAAG